Messenger RNA from Geodia barretti, 1179 nucleotides. The record is from the annotation of a GenBank genome assembly. Lineage: Eukaryota; Metazoa; Porifera; Demospongiae; Tetractinellida; Geodiidae.
UUGAAGGUGGCUAGCCAAGUUCGUCGAAGAUCGAUCCUCUUGAAGAUGCAGAAACUGUUUAGACUACUAGCUGUGUUGGCUGGGCUCGGCUGUGCUGCAGCUCAGACCAUCUCCGUGGAGCUGAGUUUCUCAUCAGACGCGAUCGUGGUGGGAGGCUUCACACAUGGAACCUGCUCCUUUUCCACCACCGCUGCUGGACAGACGGUGAGCGCCGUCUCUUGGACCCACAACGGCGCUGAGCUGCGGAGCGGCAACGGAAUCACUAUCAUGACUCCGGACUUCGGCGGACUAGCGGAAGGAGAGAGCAGGCUGGACAUAGACAGCGCGGCUGAGAGCGACGCCGGCGACUACACCUGCAUAGUAGAGUUCUCAAACCCUUCCCAAUCCAGGCCGGCGGACGUCGUUCAGGUCACAGUCGCCAGUGAGCUGGUGGUGGAGGCAGAGCCAGAACAAACUGCAGUGGAGGGAGAGCCAGCCGUGCUCCUAUGCAACGUGUCCUCCAACCCUCCUCCCCGCAUCAGGUGGGAGGAUAUCGAGGAUGGGAGCGAGAGGAUUCAGGAGCCGGGUGACGAGGAUUUCGGAGUCUACAAAGUAUCUGAUGCAGUGACUACUAGCGAUGCUGGUACCUACCGCUGUACAGGACAGUACAGCUUUGGUGUGGAGCGCCAGGAAAUAGAGCUGGUUGUUUUGACUGUCCCAGUCAUAACCACAGAGGAGGAGGAGGUGACUGUUGUCUACACUAAUCCCCUCCACCUCAGCUGCAAUGCCACUGGAAUCAAGGAACCCACAUACAAAUGGUUGUUUGAAGGUGUGGAGGUGGUGGGUGAUGGAGGGAGGGUGGAGGUCGACAGAGAAGAGGGAAGUCUGAAGAUUGGAGAUCCGACGUACGACGACACGGGAGACUACACCUGUGUGGCAGAGACUGGAGCCGGAACGGACAAUAUCACACACACUGUCGCCGUGGAAGGGCUGCCAGAGAUCCAGCUGCCACCGGGAGACGACGUGGAGGUGGCAGUGGCUGACAACUCCACCGUUGAGAUCAAGUGUCCAUUCCGCUCACUCCCCGCCCCCUCCGUAACCUGGUUCAAAGUUCAGUCGGACGGGAAGAACGAGGAGAUCAACUCCCUGGCAGGAGGAUUCACGUAUGACACUGGACCAUGGCUGGCUCUGACUGUUUAA